This is a messenger RNA of Haemorhous mexicanus (house finch), 1821 nucleotides long. RefSeq names its product zinc finger protein 345-like. The record is from RefSeq and is a predicted model, not a curated record. The transcript has 4 exons. Bases 1 to 1821 code for a protein of 606 amino acids. NCBI's taxonomy places the organism in Eukaryota, Metazoa, Chordata, Aves, Passeriformes, Fringillidae.
AUGCAGGAGAGCUACGAGAGCGUCAUUUCCUUGGCCGAGGAGAUCGCCAUCAGCUGGCCGCGGAUCACCGCCUUCGCCGAAUCGCACCGGAGACGCGGCCUCGGCGCCGACGCCGCCCCGCCCUCCCCGAGCGACGACGACGCCGAAUCUCGGCCGCCGAACCCUCCGGAAAAACCCGAAAUCCCCGGAACGCCGCCGGCGCCGCCCGACCCCAAAUCCCCUCCGAACCCCUCGGAAAUCCCGAGAGCGGAACCCCGCCGGUGCCAAAAACGCCGCGGAAAAUUCCAGAAGCUCCAAGGCCGCGACUUCCGGUGCCACGACUGCGGCAAAGCUUUGGCGCUGCCGAAACGCCGGCGCGGCGCCGAACGACCUCACGGAUGCCCCGAGUGCGGGAAGAGCUUCAGGUUGAGCUCGAGUUUGGUGACGCACCGGCGCCGGCACGCCGGCGAGAAUCCCUACAAAUGUCCCGAUUGCGGGAAAUCCUUCAGCGUGGGCUCGGCGUUCAUCCAACACCGGCGCGUCCACGGCGGCGCGGCGCCGUGCCGGUGCGGGGUCUGCGGGAAGGUUUUCCCGGCGAGUUCGGGGUUGGUGAAGCACCAGAAGGUUCACUCGGAGGAGAAACCCUACAAGUGCGGCGAUUGCGGCAAAGGGUUCAACUGGAAUUCCCACCUGGAGCGCCACCGGAGGAUCCACACCGGCGAGAAACCCUACGAGUGCGCCGAGUGCGGGAAGAGUUUCUCCUGGAGUUCCCACCUGGAUCGGCAUCGCCGGAUUCACGCCGCGGCGGGAGCGGGCGGGCGCUGCGCCGAGUGCGGGGCGGGAGCGCCAGAACCACCCAAAAAUCCCCAAAAUCCCAAAAUGGCCAAAACUCGCCGGGAAUCGGCGGAGAAACCGCACAAGUGCGGCGAGUGCGGGAAGGGGUUCGGCGCGGCGGCGGCGUUGGCGCAGCACCGGCGCGGCCACGCCGCCGGCAAACCCUACGAGUGCCGGGAGUGCGGGAAAAGCUUUUCCUGGAGUUCCCACCUGGAUCGGCACCAGCGCAUCCACAUGGGGGAGAAACCUUUCGGUUGCGUCGACUGCGGCAAGAGUUUCUCCCAAAGUUCCCAUUUGGAACGGCACCGGAAAAUCCACCGGGAGCCGUGCCGGGAGUGCGGCAAAACCGAAGGGAAAAAAGCGGGGAGAAGCUUCCGGAAGCGGUGCCGGAUUUUGGGGGAGGAGAAAUGCGAGGAGUGCGGGGAAAAUUUGGGUUCGGGGUCGAGUUUGGGGUUGAGUUUGGGGUUGAGUUUGAAGGAUCAAGGCACCCAAACGGGCGAGAAACCCUUCGAGUGCCCGGAGUGCGGCAAAAGCUUCGGGCAGAACUCGGCGCUGGCCAAGCACCGCCGCAUGCACACGGGCGAGAAACCCUACAAAUGCGCCGAGUGCGGCAAAAGUUUCGGCGUCCGCUCCAACCUGGUGAAGCACCAACGCACCCACCUGGGCGAGAAACCCUACAAGUGCCAGGAUUGCUCCAAAGGCUUCAUCCAAAAAUCCGACCUCACCAAGCACCGCCGGAUGCACACCGGCGAGAAACCCUACGCGUGCCGGGAGUGCGGGAAGUGCUUCAGCGUCUCCUCCAACCUCAUCAAGCACCGACGGAUCCACCUGGGCGAGAAACCCUUCCAGUGCUCCGAGUGCGGCAAGAGCUUCAUCCAGCGCUCCGAGCUCACCAUCCACCGGCGCGUCCACACCGGCGAGAAGCCCUACGAGUGCCGCGAGUGCGGGAAGCGCUUCAGCCGCAGCUCGCACCUCAACCGGCACCGCCGCACCCACGGGGUUGAUUGA